AUGAAAUGUGUUAAGGUGAAUCCUAAAGGGUCAUCAGUGCAUGAAGCAGGGUGCAUGGAGGCAUCGAAUUUGCCGGUGCACCGACCCCCCCAAGCGCUGGCUGAGACUACCAGCAGCACCGAUGGACAUAUGGACCGGGGUGCACUGGUCACCGACGGACUGCCAGCUGCUUGGACGCAGGACGAAGUGAUCCAGAAACUGCAACUGCGUCUACGGCAGCUUAUGGACAUGAGGGUCGCGUCCGAAGAUUGCACCGUUGAGGCACACCCGAACGUCGCUGCACGCAGCAGCAAGCGGACAACCCAGCGGGUUCGCAUCACGACAACCCCAGCGGCAUAUCAUGCCCUGUACACAUUACGGAAGCAGCUGGGCCUGGAUGCGGAGGAAGGGGUGGACGAGUCGUUCCCGGCCGGGUCCAGCGUUUAUAGCAGCACGGAUGGGAGUGGCCUGGCAUAUAGUGAGGUCACUUUCGCUUUCGCUGCUUUUAAAAGCAUUACUGGCAAGCUAGAUAGACUGCAGUGCGUGGGCGAUGAGGUGCUUAUCACAGAUGGCAUUAUUACAGCGACCAUCAACUCGCUCAAGGAGAAGCUUGGCGAAGGGGCCCCUUGUGAUGAAAGCAUGAAUGACUUGCGCACCCUAAUCGGGACGUAUGCUAGGGAGACGUCCGGCGUUGCACGGGGGAAGGUGAAUUAUGUGAAGCGUGACUGGUGGAAUGAGGACUGUGCAGCUGCGUGGAAUGAUAUGAUGAGUUUCCGUAUGGAGAUCAGGGACCCCGUCUCGGGCAAGCUGCCGGCCAUACAUAGGGCUACCUGGAAGGCCAAGCACCGUGCCUUUAAGAAGGCCAGAAAGGCCGCUAUUCAGGAGAUUGAAUUGGAAAAUAUUCGGAGGAGGAUUAAGGACGCCCGGUCUAACCCACGCGGCUUGUGGACAUGGCUGCGUGGGGGAAAACCGCCUCCUUGCGGGAUCUCAGAUAUUAAUGGCUUUACCGAGCAUUUUUCCAAGGUGCUUAAAGGUGCAGGCCCCGCGCCUCUGCAGCAACUUGAGAUGGUCUCCGACGCAGUGGCUGCAGAGGCCGCUGCAGCAGCGGUAGCACAGGCGUCAGCCUUAGUGGCGGCGGCCAUGAUCCCUGAACCGCUCCAUCCGGCCCCGGGGCGCCCUUGGUUCGGGCAGGCGGGCAGCAAGCUCGUCACCGAGGCAUGGCUGCGGUAUGGAGUGGAUACGCCAGCGUCCCGCAACGUGGCCGUCUGGACAUUCCACACGGAGCCUAACCCGUCCCACCACCUCCGUAACUAUCCCUCUAUCCUCCCGCACCUCGCCGACAUGAGCCAGCACUUCGAUGACCUCCUGGCUGAUGACCUCCUGGCUUCCGGCGUCACCGAGCAAUAUGACCCCAGCCAGCGAUAUGCCAGUGAAGUCACCGCCAUCCUAGAGGCGGCCGCCACAGGGCCCGUCCACCGAGGAGACCUUCAGACACUCGCCAGCCGCCUCACGUUUGUGGUGCGAGCAUGCAGAUGGGGCUACACUUUCCUGCAGGGCAUCUACGACGCUCUCAGCACCCUGCAAUACCCCCCGCCGUCAUCAGUCGCCCUUCCUGAGGGGGCUCUUGACGACCUUCACUUCUGGCAGGACGUCCUCUGCCGGACGCCUCCGUCUGGGACGGUGUCAAGCGCUGUCUUUUGGCCAAUCUGGACUUGGCGCCUACCCCGGUGGGUGGUACCGCUGCACCACUUGCUUGCGGCGGCGGGUAUCGGAUCAGUGGCCCAGGGGAGUGUUACGGAGGAACUAGCACGGCUAGCCGUGGCGUUAUAUGGCAGCGUGGUCGCAGACAGCUCUUCAGUCAUGUACGAGUUGGGGCGGCGGGGCUUUGUACACUUCUGUGUGGAGGUCGCAGGGGUGCCGGAGGCGGACACCCUGCCCCGCCAGUGUGGGUCUGACCUCAAUCGGGGCCUGGUGUGUCUGUUCAUAGUGCAUGUAGUUGGCCGGUACGCGGCCUCCACCGUCACUGGCACACUGAGCGCCCUGGCGGACUGGCAGCGGUUCAUGGGGGUCUCGCCAGAGGCAUAUAUCAGCCGUGACCCGCUGGUCAAGCGAACCCUGGGCCAAGCGUUGCGGAGGACUGCUGCGGGGCCGGAGUCGGCACCGUCCAUGGCAAAGGCACCCCUGCCCCUGGGAGUGUUGAGGCUGCUCGUGGCGUGGCUACGGCUUUGUGACUGUGGAGCGGUUGAAGAUGGAUUGGACGUUUUUGAUGAAUGCCCCGCUUACAAGAGCAUACGGGCUAAGUACGAUGGUGACCUAGUCUUUGAGGGGUGCAGCAUGCGCACCAUUAUGACUGAGGCGCCACCCGUGGCAUUGCCCAGCUGCAACCAUCCCGUGACCACUAUCUCUUCCGAAUGGGCCUCGCCCGAUAGCGAUCACGAGGGAAGCUAG
This is a messenger RNA of Volvox carteri f. nagariensis, 2427 nucleotides long. RefSeq lists its product as uncharacterized. Lineage: Eukaryota; Viridiplantae; Chlorophyta; Chlorophyceae; Chlamydomonadales; Volvocaceae. The transcript has 9 exons. The coding region runs from base 1 to 2427 and encodes 808 amino acids. The record is from RefSeq and is a predicted model, not a curated record.